Messenger RNA from Rubroshorea leprosula, 622 nucleotides. The record is from the annotation of a GenBank genome assembly. Lineage: Eukaryota; Viridiplantae; Streptophyta; Magnoliopsida; Malvales; Dipterocarpaceae.
GUGGACAUACCAUUGGAGUUGCACACUGUGCCACUUUCUCACCAAGGCUUUAUAACUUCACUGGAAAUGGUGAUCAAGAUCCUUCCUUGGACCCAUCAUACGCCGAAUUCUUGAAGCAGCAGUGCCCUAAUCCGGCCAACCCCGCGACCACCGUGGCAAUGGAUCCUGAAAGCGAACUCACAUUUGAUAAACAUUACUACCAAACCCUGUUGGAGAACAAGGGUCUGUUCGUAUCUGAUGCUGCGCUUCUGACCAACAAUGAUUCGGCUAAGAUUGUUGAACGACUGCAGAUCUCCAACUCUUUCAUUCCACAAUUUGCCAAUUCCAUAAAGAAGAUGGGAGCCAUAGAAGUGCUCACCGGGACCGCAGGAGAGAUCAGGAAGCAAUGUCGUGUUGUGAAUUGAUGAAAUGAAUAUAAAAUUAAGAUAAAUGUCAACCGUAUUAUUUGUGUUUUUUUUAGGUACAGUUGUACAACAGUAUUAUUUUUUUCAUUCUCUCAGUUCUUCGGUUUCAUUAGUUACUUUUUUUUAUACACUAUAUCUAUAAUAAAUUAUAUAAUGAAGGAAUCAUUAGUGUUUAUGUUUUGUAUUUAGACUUAAUUCAAUAAAUCAUUUAUUUACUA